This is a messenger RNA of Jaminaea rosea, 1480 nucleotides long. RefSeq lists its product as hypothetical. The coding region runs from base 122 to 1369 and encodes 415 amino acids. NCBI's taxonomy places the organism in Eukaryota, Fungi, Basidiomycota, Exobasidiomycetes, Microstromatales. The record is from RefSeq and is a predicted model, not a curated record. The transcript is spliced from 2 exons.
AGACUAUUGAAGCCUCAUAAGUCUUUCGACAACUUCUCCUUGCCUUCCUCCUUCGCACUCCCACUUCUUUCAACUAUUCAAGACACGCCUUCAUCUACCUCGAGCUGGCCUCGAAUUAAGCAUGACUUACACCCCUACCUCUCCAACUAUGACCAACUCGCACACCAAUGACAACACCUCAAGCCCUAUCAAUAAGGUCGUCCAGAAGCUUCGACCCCGCGCCUCUUUUGGAGUCCUCCGCACACGCAAGAGCAGCGAAGAUGUCUCGAAGCUCCUGAAGCGAACAGGUAGUAACCAGUCGGAUGACUCUACGAAGCCGCCUCGACUCACCCAUAAGCGUCGCCAUAGCAGCUUCGGCGCUUUGAGGCAGGCAUUGCGCCCGAGCCCGGACCUUGACGACAUGGCAUCGCUACAGGCUGCGAUUGCCGACCAGAAUGACCACGCCUCUUCGUCCAGCCCGCCACCCACAGCCACCACCAUGAGCGACGGCCGUCGACCUGGCAAACCACAGACGAUAAAGGUGCUCCAGCCCUCCGACUUCGCGAGCCGCACGCCUCGCGCUGCACCUCCCGCCCCUGGCGGCAACAGUGAACACCAUCGCUCGCCCUCGGCUUCGGAGGCUGCGUUCCUCAGCCCCGAAUCAUCUACGGAAUCCUCGUCCCGCGAGACGGUUGACACUAACAACACGAGCCUGGACAGCCCUGGCAGUCGAGACCGCUCGUCGAGCCUUUUCUCGGAUCGACCACUCUCGGCCUGGGAUUCCAAGGUCUCGACGCGCAUGCUACAAGACCAGCUCAAUGCGACUCUUGCUGAACAGUCGCGUCACUUCUCAGUACGCCCGCUUGAUGGAUGGGAUGCCCGACUUAUGCCCCUACUGGCCAAGAACGAUGGCGCACUAGCCAAGGAGAUUCGCUUCUCGACGCGCCCGGACAGUGGAUGGGACGCUCGUCUCUUCGUUGAUGAUGGCAAAAACCGUCGAGGCAGGAGCGACACGACUUUCUCUGAUCGCAGAAUGUCUGCCUGGGACGGGAUGUUGAAGACAGAUAAGGGCGACUCAGUACCUGUGACCGUCGGUCUUCACGACGGCGGUGAUGACGAGGGCAAGAGGGGCACGGUGUUCUCUCUGCGACCACCAGGAGACUGGGACGCAUCGCUCGCUCCCGACGACGGUGAGGCUUCGGCCGCACCAGCCGGCAAGGCAGGUGCCGACCUCAAGGACCGUGGCCUCCUGUUCUGCAAGAGCUUCGACAAGAUCCCAUUGGCCAGGCGCAUUGAUGUCCGAGGGCGAGUCGAGCCUCAGGGCCACCAACAGCGUACAUCUACCGCGACAUCCUCCACACUAUUACCGAGUGCUGCCUCCUCUUUUUGAUGAUGACGAUGAUGACAAGCACUCUCAAGAAUGACGACGCUUCCUUGCUUUCUCUGUCCCGCUAAUUCACUGAGCUCUCUUCAAUUCCAUUGUGAUCGCUCGCGACGAUCU